Messenger RNA from Misgurnus anguillicaudatus (oriental weatherfish), 1851 nucleotides. NCBI's taxonomy places the organism in Eukaryota, Metazoa, Chordata, Actinopteri, Cypriniformes, Cobitidae. The record is from RefSeq and is a predicted model, not a curated record.
GUAUAAAAACACCUUUGAAGACUUCAAACGGGGUGCUGGUGGUAUACUUUGUGUACGCUGUGUUGCUGCUUUGCAGACGGACCACGCUGGUCGGAUCGCUCUCCUGGGGAAGAGAGGAAGAGACAAUCAGCUGACGAAGGAAUAUUGUGGAGUCUCAGUGAGAAAGAGUGGACACAGAGCCAUCAAGAGCGCAGUGAACAGAGGUUAUUGGCAACAAAGCUUCGUCUCCGCUGUACCAACAGAAGCCAAACUUACUAAACUGGAAGCUCAUCCAACAGCUCAUCUUGAACUUGGGCACACGGAGAAAGUUUUUCCUUGGGCUGAAACAAAUGAUUUGAGCUCUUGUGAAACUAUUUUAACAAAGAAGCUUCAAAAUCUCGAGUUACAGAUGAAAGGGUUGCAUCCCAGCAGUGUGGAGCGCUCGGCCCCAUUUUUACUUACACCACCAAACCCACUGCAAAACCUUGAGCUGAUGGAUCCUGAAACAGACCAGCAGGAGACGAUAUCACACCAUCAGACCUCCAAAUACCUUACUGAUAUCAAACAAGAAGGUGAGGGUGAUGAGGAAGAUGUGUUUGUGCUGGAGUUGCAGAGAGGAUCAUGUGGUUUGGGUCUGGCAUUGGUAGAUGGACAGGAAACACAAUUUAAAGUCAAUGGAAUAUACAUCAAAUCCGUAAUGCCGGAAUCUCCUGCUGCUUUGUCCCAGCGGCUGAGACCAGGGGAUCGUAUUCUAGCAGUGAAUGGACUCAGUCUGGUUGGGGUGGACUACCAAACUGGCAGGGAGCUCAUUCAGACAUCAGGAGACAGACCCCGAUUACUAGUUGCCAAAUCUGACAGAAAUACAAGAGAAGCAUAACAUUCCUCUCACAAAACAACUUUUCUACAUUUUUUACCAAAUGCUUUUAUGUAUAUGUCUUUUAUUUUAUUGUUAUACGUGUGUGUGUGUGUGUGUGUGUGUGUGUUUCAUUAAUUGAAUUUUGAGAUUAAAUGUAUCGAUGUUUUUUUGAAAUGAUAAAACAUUUGUUAAUGUAUGUCUUAUACAAAUGGCCUCAUUGCCUUGACCAACUAAGUAAAACCUUUUUUUUUCAAAUGCUGCAUCCUUAUUGCAUAGACCAAAGUUUCUACAAUAAUUUGUUUUAUUCUUUAAGUGUUAAUUGUUUGUCAAUGUGCAUCCCAGAAAAUACAUUUUUCACUUUUUGCCAUUUGAUUUGGCUGGAUUGUCUGAGGUGGUGCGAAAGAGUGGAGGAUGGGACUAUUUGCAUAUUUAUAUACAGUGAAGACAAUAAGUAUUUGAACACCUGAGAAAAUCAAUGUUAAUAUUUGGUACAGAAGGCUUUGUUUGCAGUUACAGAGGUUUGCACACACUGCAGGAGGGAUUUUGUCCCACAAAAGAUGUUUAAUUCUUAAGGUGAAGGAAUGUAAUAGAUGUGCUGAGUGAUGGGCACGUUAAGCCACGCCCACUUGUUUAUGUAUGGGGUUUCCACGCACACCCGGAAGUUAGCUGUAAACUAAGUAACCCUGCAAUGAGUGUGUCUGUCUGCUUUCUCUUUAAUAUCGCAGCAUAUUACAGUCAUAUCCUAACUAUCUUAUAGAUCCAAUUAGAGUCCAGAUGUCAUUAGAUGUCUCUCCCCAUCAGGAAAUGAAGGAAAUGACUAAAUCUAUACUCUAAUAUUAACUUUGUAGUGAGGUAAUACUUCAAAUCAACCAUGAGUCAGAUACAGAGAUGAAGGGAAAAACAGCAAGCAGGAGACAAAGUAAUGUAAAUAUAAUAAAGGUGUUUUAUUUAAUAAUAUUUCUAUUUUAUUUAUUAAUAUAAUAAUAUUCAUUAGAGGGCAUCAACACAUCAUUAAG